This is a messenger RNA of Lucilia sericata (common green bottle fly), 1234 nucleotides long. RefSeq names its product methyltransferase-like protein (gene Mettl2). The record is from RefSeq and is a predicted model, not a curated record. The transcript has 2 exons. NCBI's taxonomy places the organism in Eukaryota, Metazoa, Arthropoda, Insecta, Diptera, Calliphoridae. Gene Ontology annotation, molecular function: tRNA (cytidine-N3)-methyltransferase activity. Bases 126 to 1139 code for a protein of 337 amino acids.
CAUUUGACAGCUGUUCAAUGUAAACAUGUGCGACGCCACGGACAAACCGAUUUCGGAAGAAGCCACUUUAGAGGACACCGACGUUAAGCGACCAAAAUUUGGUAAUCGUUUUCUAACUAAAGAAGAUGAUGUCUUUACGCACAAUGCUUGGUAAAUAUCGAAAACAAGUGGGUUUUAUUAUAAACAUCUCUCAAAAAGCUGGUGUCUUACAUAGAAAUCGUUCUCAAAUAAAAGACUGGGAAUUUACGCGUCAUCGUAAGAAACCAGCAGGAGGAGGUCGUGUCUUAACAAAUACCCAAGACUUGUAUAAUUUUAAUGCAUGGGAUAAUGUUGAAUGGGAUGAGGAGCAGGAACAACAAGCCUUACAGGCGGUAGCUAAAAAUUCCACUGUCAAAAUGCCCGAAACAGAUAAAGUGAAAUUUAAAAGCGAAGCCGAUAGAUUUUGGGAUUCAUUUUAUGGUGUGCACCAAAAUAGAUUCUUCAAAGAUCGCCAUUGGCUAUUUACAGAAUUCCCCGAGCUGGCUCCAAAACAGGAUACGCCCGAACCUAGAAGUAUAUUUGAACUGGGCUGUGGUGUGGGCAAUACUAUAUUGCCAAUUUUGAAAUACAGUCAAGAACCCGAACUAAAAGUAUAUGGCUGUGAUUUUUCCGCCACAGCUAUAGAUAUCUUUAAAGCUGAUCCUCUCUACGAUGCCAAACGUUGUGAGGUCUUUGUUAUGGAUGCUACUUUAGAUGAAUGGCAGGUUCCCUUUGAAUUGGAAUCCCAAAAUAUAAUUGUUUUGAUCUUUGUUUUAUCGGCCAUAGAGCCGCAAAAAAUGCAACGUGUGGCAGAAAAUUGUUAUCGUUAUUUAAAGCCCGGUGGUCUGUUGUUAUUUCGUGAUUAUGGUCGUUAUGAUUUGGCUCAGUUACGCUUUAAAAGUGGCAAGUGUUUAGAGGAUAAUCUGUAUGUACGUGGUGACGGCACUAUGGUGUAUUUCUUUACCCAGGAAGAAGUGCGGAAUUUGUUUACAAAAGCCGGUUUUGUGGAGGAACAAAAUGUAAUUGACAGACGUUUGCAAGUGAAUCGAGGACGUAUGCUGAAAAUGUAUCGGGUGUGGAUACAGACAAAAUAUAGGAAACCGUUCGAGGAAAAUAAGUAAGAUUUUGGAAAGUCAUCAAUGAAAAAAUUAUAAAAUGUCCACAAAUAUAUUGUAUUUAGAAAAUUUAAUAAACUAUGACAACUUUUACUUUUGCU